Molecule: messenger RNA, 2689 nt
Organism: Gambusia affinis (western mosquitofish)
Lineage: Eukaryota; Metazoa; Chordata; Actinopteri; Cyprinodontiformes; Poeciliidae
Product: gastrula zinc finger protein XlCGF57.1-like
Exons: 4
Coding region: 153-2072 (639 amino acids)
Biological process (GO): regulation of transcription by RNA polymerase II
Molecular function (GO): RNA polymerase II cis-regulatory region sequence-specific DNA binding; DNA-binding transcription factor activity, RNA polymerase II-specific
Source: RefSeq, a predicted model, not a curated record
AAACAGGUUUGGUGAUUUCGGUAAAUAUUUCCGUGUUUUCGGUAAAUAUUUCUUCAGUUCAGCCUCAGAGAGAGUUUAUCAACGAGCAGGUAACUCCUGCUGAAGAAACAUUCACAGAGUUGAAAGAAAUCAACGUUAAGAUCGAGGAAGAGAUGGAGGAUCAGCGCAGACUGAUGGAUUUUACUCGGACACCGAAGAUCAUCUUACACCGGAUAGAUCUCCCACAAUGCUGUGUGUUUAAAGAGGAGGAGGUUCUCAAUGAAACAGAACCACAGAGGAACCAACUCAUCUCUCAUGACUCUCCAGAAACUGAGAACCAGGAACAGGAAGGAAGCAAUUCUGAAGACCCAGGAAAUAAGAGAAAGGAUGAACAGAAACAAAAGGAGAAAUAUGAGAAAACCAAAGAGCAGAAAGGAAGAACCGACACUGAAAAACAAAAAAUGCACAAGAAAGCUCACGCAGGGCAAAAAUUAUAUUCUUGUAAAAUUUGUGAUAAAAUAUUUUCUCAAAACUGUAACUUGAUGAAACACAUGAUAACUCACACUGGAGAAAAACAAUUCAGUUGUUCAACCUGUGGGAAAAGUUACACACAAAAGACUGUUUUAAUUGAUCACUUGAAAAUUCACAGAGUUGAGAAGCUUUUCUCUUGUGGAUCGUGUGGAAAAAGUUUUUCUCAAAAAGGUCAUUUAAAUGUUCAUAUGAGAAUUCACACAGGUGCGAAGCCUUUCUCUUGUGGGACGUGUGGACAGUGUUUCACCCACAAAUCUAGUUUAAAUGGACAUAUGAGAAUUCACACAGGUGCGAAGCCUUUCUCUUGUGGGACGUGUGGAAAAAGCUUCUCUCGAAAAGAUCAUUUAAAUGUUCAUAUGAGAAUUCACACAGGUGAGAAGCCUUUCUCAUGUGGAACCUGUGGAAAAAGUUAUAGUGAAAAAGGGACUUUAUCUCAUCACUUGAGAAUUCACACAGGUGAGAAGCCUUUCUCUUGUGGGUCGUGUGGAAAAAGUUUUUCUCAAAAAGGUCAUUUAAAUGUUCAUAUGAGGAUUCACACAGGUGCGAAGCCUUUCUCUUGUGGGUCGUGUGGAAAAAGUUUUUCUCAAAAAGGUCAUUUAAAUGUUCAUAUGAGGAUUCACACAGGUGCGAAGCCUUUCUCUUGUGGGACGUGUGGAAAAAGUUACAGUGAAAAACGGACUUUAACUGAUCACUUGAGAAUUCACACAGGUGAGAAGCCUUUCUAUUGUCGGUCGUGUGGAAAAAGUUACAGUGAAAAAGUGACUUUAACUCGUCACAUGAGAAUUCACACGGGUGAGAAGCCUUUCUCUUGUGGGUCGUGUGGAAAAAGUUACAGUGAAAAACUGACUUUAACUCGUCACAUGAGAAUUCACACAGGUGAGAAGCCUUUCUAUUGUCGGUCGUGUGGAAAAAGUUACAGUGAAAAAGUGACUUUAACUCGUCACAUGAGAAUUCACACGGGUGAGAAGCCUUUCUCUUGUGGGUCGUGUGGAAAAAGUUACAGUGAAAAACUGACUUUAACUCGUCAUAUGAGAAUUCACACGGGUGAGAAGCCUUUCUCUUGUGGGACGUGUGGAAAAUGUUUCUCCCAAAAAAGUAGUUUAAAUGGACAUAUGAGAAUUCACACAGGUGCAAAGCCUUUCUCUUGUGGGUUGUGUGGACAGAGUUUCACCCACAAAUGCAGUUUAAAUGGACAUAUGCGGAUUCACACAGGUGAGAAGCCUUUCUCUUGUGGGUUCUGUGGAAAAAGUUUCUCCCAAAAAUGUCAUUUAAAUGGACAUAUGUGGAUUCACACAGGUAAAAAGACUUUCUCUUGUGGGUCGUGUGGACAGGGAUUCACCCAGAAAGACAGUUUAAAUCGUCAUAUGACAAUUCACACAGGUAAGAAGCCUUUCUCUUGUGGGACCUGUGGAAAAAGUUUCACCCAGAAAUCAACUUUAAAUGGUCAUAUGACAAUUCACACAGUUGAGAAACCUUUCUCGUGUGGUAGUUGUGGAAAAGGUUUCAGUUACAGAAGUAAUUUAUCUCGUCACAUGAAGACUCACUCUGAUGAGAAGCCAUAGGUCCAAAACAAAUCCGAUCCAUUUUGGCAUCUGAUCUUAUGGAAAAUCUGGUUUGAUGAUGUAAACAGGAAGUAGAAAAUGUUAAAGUCAACAGAUUCUUGCAGGCUGCUAGUGAUUCACUGUGACUGUGUCUUUCACUGUCUGACCAAAAUCAACCUGAGGUCUACUUUUACCUACCUGAUUGUUUUCCUUAAUCCAGUUUUUUGUUUUAAUUCUCAGUCGUAUUUGUACUUAAGAUCCCAUCAGUAUCCCAUUAGAUACUGAAGUUAAAGAGAGGAACACAUUCAGAAAGGAUUCAUUUCUGUGCAUUUCAGUUUUCAUGGAGUUCUGUACAUUGUAGAAUAAUUUAGUUUAUCUUUUACAUUUUUGACGUUUUUGUGUAUGACUGGAUGUAAAAUACUUUAGAAAUGGAAGCAGUGAAAUGUUCUUGUUUUUCCAUAAAUUAAACUCUAUAAUGUUUGUUUGAAAAAAUUUUAAAAAAUAAUUUUGAUCUGGUCAGAUUUUGAUUUAGAGCUAACCACAGAGAGGUUUUAUUUUCCUAAAUUUUUGUCAUUGUUAUACUUUGAUCGGAGAAGCAAAGUAUAUUAUUAAAAAGUUAUGUUUAAAUCUUCGCUAGU